AGGAGUUGAUAAUCCACAUGUUGACAAUGAUACAGGUAUCUACAUCACUAAACUGAUCCCUGGAGGUGCAGCAGCUGUAGAUGGAAGGUUACGUAACUGCUCACACACUACCAUGUUUCAGGGUGGAUGACAUCAUAUUAAGAGUAAAUAAUGUGGACUUGGUUGAUGUGCCCCAUUCUGUAGCUGUAGAUGCAUUAAAACGAGCAAGGGAUGCUGUACAUUUGAUUUUAAAGCGAAAGAAACAUCAUCAUAGUCAUGUCUUUGCAAUAGAACUAGUUAAAGGGAACAAUGGUCUUGGAUUUAGUAUUGCAGGGGGAAUAGGCAACCAGCAUGUACCAGGAGACAAUGGAAUUUACAUCACUAAAAUUAUAGUGGGAGAAGCAGCUCAUACAGAUGGCACACUGAAUGUAGGAGAUAAAUUAAUUGCUGUCAAUGACAAAAAAUUAGAGGAUGUUACACAUGAAGAAGCUGUAGCUAUAUUGAAAGCUACUUCCAAUCGUGUGGUCCUCACAGUGAGAAAAAGAAGAGCAUUACCUAUUUAUAUGAAUCACCCACUAUCACUUCCUCUUCCAACUCAACCUUCUCAAGAAAACAUUGAAAUAGUCACUACAACAUCAUUAAAUAUUCCUAUCACAGAACCUCACAGUGACCUGACAUCAAACACCAAAACAUUCAAGGAGCCAAGUGAAGAAGACAUAACAAGAGAACCAAGAAAGGUGAUCCUAAGCAAGGUCUCGACAGGUCUAGGGUUCAACAUUAUCGGCGGGGAGAAAGACGAAGGUAUUUUUGUUUCAUGUAUCUUAACAGGUGGCGCUGCUGAUCUUAACGGUGAACUGAAACAGGGUGACCAGAUAUUAUCGGUAAAUGGGGUGGAGAUGAGGCACGCGACGCACGAAGAAGCAGCGGCGAAGUUAAAAGGGUCAGAGCAAUCUGUCAGCAUGGUAGUGCAGUAUAGACCAGAAGAAUACAAUAAAUUUGAAGCAAAAUUACGUGACCUGCGAGAACAAAUGUUGACCACAUCCUCUGGCACCUUACGUACUUCCCAAAAGCGGUCUCUUCAUGUCAGGGCUCUCUAUGACUAUGAUCCGUCUAAAGACAGUGGUCUACCCAGCAGAGGACUUAGGUUUAACUUUGGAGAUAUUCUGCAUGUUAUUAAUGCAAGUGAUGAUGAGUGGUGGCAAGCAAGAAAAGUUCUUCCAGGUGGUGAAGAGGAAGGCAUGGGAAUAAUUCCAAGCAAAAGAAGAGUUGAAAGGAGAGAGAGAGCACGAUUAAAAUCAGUAAAGUUCCAAGGAAAGAGCAUCAUAAGUGAUGGAAAGAAUACAUUAGAUAGAAAGAAGAAGAAUUUUUCAUUUUCCCGAAAGUUCCCCUUUAUGAAAAGCAAAGAGAACAGUACAGAAGAUGGUAGUGAUGGAGAAAGAGAUGGCUCUCCUACAAAAGGUGCAGAUCCAGUCUCUAUUACAAACACCAGUGACAAUGAAGCUGGAAGCUUACGUGGACAGGAAGAACCUAUACUCUCUUAUGAAGCUGUUACACACAAAAAACUUACUUACACUAGGCCAGUAAUUAUCCUAGGUCCAUUAAAAGACAGGAUUAAUGAUGAUCUCAUCUCUGAACUACCAGAGCAAUUUGGUAGUUGCAUACCACAUACCACUCGACCAAGGAGAGAUUAUGAAGUUGAUGGCCAAGACUAUCACUUUGUGGCUUCUAGAGAGCAGAUGGAGAAAGACAUUCAGAACCAUUUGUUCAUUGAAGCUGGUCAAUACAAUGAUAACUUAUAUGGUACAAGUUUGGCCUCUGUUAGGGAGGUUGCAGAAAAGGGUAAACACUGCAUUCUAGAUGUAAGUGGCAAUGCUAUCAAACGGUUACAGGUAGCAGGACUGCAUCCUAUUGCUAUUCUCAUUAAACCUAAAUCAGUGGAUACUGUAAUGAAUGUUAACAAAAAAGUGACUGAAGAACAAGCUAGAAAAACUUAUGACAGAGCAAUCAAACUUGAGCAGGAAUUUUCAGAAUAUUUUACAGCUGUUGUUCAAGGAGAUACCCCAGAAGAGAUCUAUGCAAGGGUGAAACAAGUUAUUGAAAAGCAGAAUGGUCCCACUGUUUGGAUAGCAGCCAAGGACAAACUCUGAGCACCCCCUACCCACAAUUGGAGGGUCUUCAUGUUAUAUUUAUAUAAAAAGUGUGUUGACAAAGAAAUUGACUAGGCAUCUUUUGUUGCCAUUGUCACACCUCAUUGCCUUUAAUUUGACUUGACCUCUUUUGUUGUAUUUGUCAAAUCCUUUAAUAAGAGCAAAAGAGGUCUCUCAAAUAUGCUGCGUGAUUAUUGUCAUUGGAGGGGUGUGGAUGGGGAUGGAAUGCAUAGUUUCAUAAAUAAACCUCAUAUUUAGGCAAUGUAAUAAGCUACAUACAGCUGAUUGAAAAUUGUAUUAAAUGAUCAUUAUCAGUAAGCAAACACUGGAGUUACACAUAUUUUGCUUUUUGUAAAGUUAUGUUGCAAGAUUCUCUAUGCCAAAACUUGUAGUGAUAUUCUUCAGUGGAUCAGUUGGCUUUCUCAUUCGUUCCUGUAAAAUUCUUUCCAAACUCCUUUCAUAAUAGUAUAAUCAUAACAAUUCAUGUUUAAUAAUAACCUUUAUUAUUUGUUUUGUGCUUUGAAUCAUGUUGUGAAUAGGUUUUUUGAGAACCAACUUUUUGUAGUUUUCUUUAAAAAACUGAAUCAUGGUAGUUAAAAACUCCUGGGUUUGAUACUGUGCAUUUUUAGAACAUUUUGUGGAAAUGAAGUUUCUUGAUAAAGAAAAAGAAUGAUAAAAACAGCAUGUAAAUACAUGCUAUACAUUCAAAAUCAAGCUAUGAAAAAAAUUAGACAGUGAGAUAAUGCAAAAACUUUAUGCUUUUAUAUAAGUACUAGAGAGGGAUGAAAGUUACACAUUGAACUUGUAUUUCAAAACUUGAGAAAAUAAUUACCAAACUUUUAAGUGUUCUUCUUAUUCCUGAAUUUACUCAAAGUAAUCUUGCAAAACAUGUAGUGGCAAGAUAUGAAUUGGUGCGAAUGCUAGAAGUUAUGUUUAAAAUAAUACCAGUAUAGUUCUCAUUGCUAAUAGUAGGCUGAACACAUUAUCCAUAUGUAAUGUAUAAUGAAAGCAUAAAGGUAACUGGUAAUACUUUCUCUCUUGUCUCUUUGUUUACUAUCUUGUUAAAGCCAUACAUUUUGUUAUAUUUUUAAUAAAUAAUUUAUUUUAAAAAAAGUAUAAAAGUAGGAGAAUAAGUGAAGGCUUGUUGGAACCCAGCUGUGUAUAUAAACUGUUGGUGUUUAACUGUAAAUUUGUAACUGUAUGUGAAUAUUAAAAGCACA
This is a messenger RNA of Limulus polyphemus (Atlantic horseshoe crab), 3346 nucleotides long. Its product is annotated as disks large homolog 1-like. The transcript is spliced from 19 exons. The record is from RefSeq and is a predicted model, not a curated record. Gene Ontology annotation, biological process: chemical synaptic transmission. Lineage: Eukaryota; Metazoa; Arthropoda; Merostomata; Xiphosura; Limulidae. Gene Ontology annotation, molecular function: kinase binding. The coding region runs from base 81 to 2126 and encodes 681 amino acids. Gene Ontology annotation, cellular component: neuromuscular junction; neuron projection; postsynaptic density membrane.